Messenger RNA from Acipenser ruthenus (sterlet), 3690 nucleotides. RefSeq lists its product as uncharacterized. The record is from RefSeq and is a predicted model, not a curated record. The coding region runs from base 786 to 1484 and encodes 232 amino acids. Lineage: Eukaryota; Metazoa; Chordata; Actinopteri; Acipenseriformes; Acipenseridae. Gene Ontology annotation, biological process: protein localization to plasma membrane. The transcript has 7 exons.
CAAAUGAUUGCAGCUGUGUUUGUUAAGACAUUCGUUUUGCCACGUUACAUCUCUGUUACAGGACAACAAAUUAUAAACGAGCGGUACCAUUUAUUCUUGAAGUGAAACAAGUUCACGAAAUUAUAAACAGAGAUUGUGUAGCGUUCACUGUAGCACGGGAUCCCGUCUUUCUUGGGACUAGAAUACUAUACACAGUGUCUUAUAAAAACAAAGUAGAGGAAAUCUAACGAAAGGAAAACUUUUGCUAGAAAAGAUUUUUGCUUUUGUGGAUGAGGGAAAAAGUUACAAGAAAUCGAUGUCUACAUUUAUUUAUUUCAGCAUUUUUUGGCAAAACUCCAAAAAUGCAAAUUCAAAAGUAUUUCUACCAUGACAAGGAAAAUUAAAUUAAUAGCUAGUUUUAAACUAUUAGGAUAUUGUCAAUGAACUUUUGGCAUGAUUCUUUAGUGAUUUUUGACCAUUCUUCAACACAAAAUAGUUCCAGUUCAUUCAAAUUCCAAGGACCUCCUGUGCCAGCCUUCUUUAAGAUUGGACCUUUGACAUGGCUAUUCCAGAACCUUGAUUUUAUUCUUCUUUAACCAUUCUGAAGUAGAUUUUGAUGUGUUCUUUGGAUCAUUGUUGUGUUGGAACGUCCAGUUGCAAAUUAAACCAAAUUUUGUAGUGGAGGGUUUCAGAUGAUUGGCCAAUACCUUUUGGUAUGCUAUGGAAUCCAUUUUACCAUGUAUUGGAACUAAAUUUCCUGUGCCAUUAGAGGAAAAACAGCACCAUGGAAGGAUAUUACCACCUCCAUGCUUGACAGUAGGUAUGGCCUAGCUCUGGCAAAUCGCCAUGUGUGUCCACUUGACAACUGGCAAUACACAAAUUCCUGUUCUCUGAACAGUACAGAAAGAUGCUGCACGUUACAACAUAUUCCAUUCAUAAGCACCUGUGGAAUGCAUGCUCCUGAAAAUGCCUUGUUCAGUGCAACUUUAAACUCUGGGGCAAUUUUAUUCCUUGUGUUCUGCAUCUUUCAACAUGCUCACAUAAUCAAGAAGAACAAUGACAACGUCACGCUCAGCAGAAUUGGACUGGCAGUUGGAUGUCUGUCUUCAUUUGGAGCCUUUAUUACUGGAAACUGCAAUCCUGGGACCCUCAUGGUACUCCAUUAUGUGGGAGCUGCACUGUGCUUUGUGAGCACCUGUCUUUAUACUCUAAUCCUGAGUAUUCUGACAUACCGGUGCUUUGUAACAGGGCUGGAGUAUAUUCUUGCUCCGAUAAGGACUAUAUCGACCACCAUUCAAAUCACAGCCACCAUCUUCUAUAUUGUUUUUUUCCCACAGGAAACCUACGACUACCAGCAUAUUUCUGCCAUUUUUGAAUGGAUUUUGGCCACAAAUGUUCAACUGUUUGAACUGAGCUUUGUUGUUGAAUUUUAUUAUUUUUCUGUUUCCAUGUUGUCUGUGCUAAUGACCAAAGAUGAGGAGGAAACAUCAUUGAUAAUGUCGUGAUGUGGCAGGAGAUUAGCUAGUUAAUAAAUUAAUUAUUAUUAUAUAGUGUAAGCAAAUCUAAACUCGAUUGUGGAUAUUGUAUAGACUUUCUAGUUGGUAAAUGCUGUUUCUGUUGUCUUGUUUUCACUAUUUAGUAUUUUACUAUAAUAUUUUUCCGAUACCAGAAGUUAUUUAGCUUCGCUUUGGGCAUUUGCAUGUUGCUUUUUAAAUUUGUUCAAUAUUAAAAAAAUAUAGAAUAUAAAACAAAAUAUGUACAUAAGUACUGCCAGGAUUCUCUAUGGGUAGCCAUGGAACAACAAACAUAACGCAGAGGUAAAUUAGUAGUGUCCCAGGCAUCUAAUUCCUUCAAUACAACAUUUAUAUUCCAUAAAUACACUGGAUGAAAAUAUAAACCACAUUCACACAGACAAGAUUAAUAACAACAGCAAAUGCAAGCCAAGGAAUUACAAAUCAUGCUGCCAAAAUAAAAAUAAAGAUGGUCUUCUACCUUGUAAGUGGUCACAUGGAACAUGUUUUAUGAAAAUGCUCCGACCUGAUUCAGUGGAAACAAUUUCAGCAUCAUAUAAUAUUAACUUGAAGAAAUUGAAAAAUACCAAAUUUAGGAAGACUAGAUUGUGAAUUUAUCUUUUUAUAUGCUCUCUGCGGAUCAGAAAUAUUGUAGCAUUUCAGCUAUUUGGUAGUGGCCUGUGUUUUCAGGGUGUCACAGUUGGGGCUGGCUGCUAAAAACCCUAAACCUAAAAUGUCACACCUAAUUUCCCCUUUUGAAGGAUUUUUGCUUGAUAGGAGGUCUGGGCCUAACUGCCAGUGGAAAUGCUAAUUGUUAACAAGAAAGAAUGCACACACAGCAGGGCAGCACUGCACUGUGGAUUUCAGGGUGUGCUUCACUGCUCCAUAAAGAUUCUAUGAUACUGUUCUAGGCAGUUGAACUGUUACUAUGGUCAAGAGCCUGACUGUUCCUGUCUUGUGAACCCAGACUGGGGCAGAUAUCUGUUCAGUCAUAGUACUCAAUUUUAGUGCUUUGCUUUUCAUUGGUAUGUCUGAUUACGAUUAUAUAUAGUUCUUGUUGCUUGGUAAUCACAAAGUUGUGUACUGAAAGAGUAAAGCCUAGGGCUCGAUUCAUACUGUUCACUUGUGUAUUGGCUGUGUACCACAGCAGAUGUCACAAAGUUGUCAUUCCUGCAGUACAGGGCAUGAAAGUCAUAUCCUUGACAUCAGCAGAAAUCAUGAAGAACAGUCAAGAUUGCAUUCGGACAACAUGCUGCCUUUUCCUAUACCAUCUUCUUAAUAAAUAGUUAUGAAUGUGUGUAAGUGACCAAAAUGUUAUUUAAUGAAAUAUGAUCUUUCUAGUUUUCUAAUAUAUAUAUGAGAAUGAGAUCAAAUAAAAUAAUGUAUUAAUUCUCUGUGGUAACACAGUAAACUGAUAGCUGCCUGAUUUACUUCAAACUGAAUAGGGAGGGGAAAAUAUCUAAAAUUAAAACAAAUGUACAUUCUCUAAUUAUACACUUUAAACACUUAUCUCAAUGUCAUAAUAAACUAACAAUCUAUCUAUUGUGCUUCCUGUUUCCUGUCAGCCGCUGAUAUCCAUGUACAGUAGACAUAGCAAUUAAAACAGGAUCUGGCCUUGCAGGAUGUGAGUCAUUUCCAUUGCAUAACUGGGAGAAUCCCAACCUGUGGUCUUAGAAAAUUCCCCAAAUUAAGCUACAAAUACCCACUCACACCCACAGGCCAUAAAUCCACUAAAACUAACUCUCUGCCUUAACCAGCCUAGUUUAUAUUAAUCUAUCUAAUACGAAUAUUAUGAAAUAUUUCUCAUGCUAUAAUUAACCAAUCACUGCUAAAAUGUAACCACAUUGAAGAAUUUGCAAGACAUCAGUAUUUACAAUACCGCUGUGCUGCAUUUCUGGACUACCAGUGUAUGUGUUAAGUCAUUUGUGAGCUAUUGCAUGCCACUGGAAAGUGUUAGACGAAGAACUAUCUGUUCCUUAGGAAAUAUCACAUGUUCUCCUGGAGUUCUCAUGGGUUUACAGCUAUUGUUUUAAAGUGUGACUAUGUCUGCCUUCGAUAGCAUACUGAAAACAUGUAUUACAUUAUCAAAAAAAGGGAGUGAAAUGUAAGCGGUCUUUGCUAUUUUCAGAAACCUGUACCGUAUAUUUAUUUUCAUUGUGUGUCAAUCCACUACUGUGUAUAAAAUGAUUGAAUAGCCUUG